GGCGCCCUACUCACUGACAGCUGACGCUCACAGUAUUUCGGCCAUGCUCACCUCUGCUGCCGCACUGUAGCGGUAGUGUAGUUGUUAGUUGACUUUGAGGUCUAUUCAAAAAGUGUAUAAAAGCCGCUUCAUAUAACCGCGUUGCCAUGGGUAAGCGCGUAGCUGUGGUGCUGGCAGGCUGCGGGGUCUUUGAUGGAAGUGAAAUUCAUGAGGCGUCCGCUGUUUUGGUCCAUCUUAGCAGAGGAGGUGCAAGUGUCAAGAUCUUUGCCCCCAACAUUGACCAGAUGGAUGUGGUGGAUCACCUGAAGGGAGCCCCGUCUGAGGAGAAGCGAAAUGUGCUCGUGGAGAGUGCAAGGCUGGCACGAGGCGAUAUCCAGGAACUGUCCAAACUCAGUGUCCAAGACUUUGAUGCUAUUGUUUUACCAGGCGGCUUCGGGGCAGCGAAGAACCUGUGUACCUGGGCUGUGCAGGGGAAAGACUGCUCUGUUAAUGAGGAGGUGAAGGCGGCGCUGCAGGCGUUCCACAGCCAGGGCAAACCCAUAGGCCUCUGCUGCAUCUCACCUGUUCUGGCUGCCAAGGUGUUUCCUGGGUGUGAGGUCACUGUGGGACUAGAGAAGGACGAUAAGUAUCCAAACACUGCAGGCACUGCAGAGGCCAUCACUCAGCUGGGCUGCAAGCAUGUGAACAAGAGUGUCAGCGAGAGCCACGUGGACGAGAAGAACAAGGUGGUCACCACCUGUGCCUUUAUGUGCAAUGCCCCGCUCCAUGAGAUAUUUGAUGGCAUUGGAGCGAUGGUGCAGGAUGUCCUGAAGCUUGCUUGAUUCUCUCGAGACUCAAAAGAUGUUUGAAGCAGAAAAACAGAAGAACUGUAGUUAUUGUUUUUUUUUUUUUUCCAAGCGCUAAAAGUUUAAUGUACUCUUCUGUAGAUGCCCAGUGAACUGUGGAGAUAGUCAUUAGGUACUUAGAUGGAAUUGUGUUACAGUAGUUCCUUGCUGUAAAGCAGUAUCAGAUACUCAUGCAAAAUGUAUUUAUUGGGUACAGAUACUACUUGGCCUCUGUAUUUGCAUUUACAAGACAAGAAAUGCUCUUUUGAACUCCAUUUCACCUUUAUUAUAUUCUGAGGCAGAAGAACCACUGAACCACUGUUUUGUUAUAUGAAGCACAAUAAAAUGGCGUAUAUGCAGCAUAUUUAUUUAUUCUUGUAGAUUCUUUACACAAAAUUUACAAAAAAUUCACACAAAAGUAAGACACCUGCCACAAUAACUUUAUAAAAUAUAUUUCAAAAACUGAUGGUCAGCUGUACUAAUGAAAAUAACCACUUCUGCAAGAAUAAUGAGAGUAAUAUUGAUGCAUUCCCUAAAUGACUGACAUAAAAAGUGGCAUGCUUGCGACAAUGACUGAAUAAAAUGCAUUUAUUCUGA
Myripristis murdjan (pinecone soldierfish) is the source of this 1421-nucleotide messenger RNA. Its product is annotated as glutamine amidotransferase-like class 1 domain-containing protein 3A, mitochondrial. Bases 147 to 821 code for a protein of 224 amino acids. Lineage: Eukaryota; Metazoa; Chordata; Actinopteri; Holocentriformes; Holocentridae. The transcript has 4 exons. The record is from RefSeq and is a predicted model, not a curated record.